Funneliformis caledonium is the source of this 1593-nucleotide messenger RNA. Lineage: Eukaryota; Fungi; Glomeromycota; Glomeromycetes; Glomerales; Glomeraceae. The record is from the annotation of a GenBank genome assembly.
AUGAACAAGAUGUCCUCUUCUGGAGUGUAUUCACUUUUACCAUUAGCAUUACGUUCACUUAACAAGAUAGAAAAAAUAAUAGAUCUUGAAAUGACAAAUAUUGGUGCACAAAAAUUAUCUCUUCCAAACUUAUUGAGUGCUAAUGCCUGGAAACGGACAGGACGUUGGGAAUCAGCUGGUAGCGAGCUAUUUCGCCUCAAAGAUAGGAAGGAAUCUGAGUUCUGUCUUGCACCUACACAUGAAGAAGAAAUUACUCUAUUAGUCGGACACGAGGUUGCAUCAUACAGGCAACUUCCAUUACGAUUGUAUCAAUUAGGUAGAAAAUAUCGUGAUGAAAUGCGACCUCGCUAUGGUCUACUCCGUGGACGGGAAUUCAUCAUGAAAGAUUUAUAUACAUUUGACGUUAGUGAAGAGGAUGCUCUAAGAACAUAUGAGGAAGUCUCAAUUGCUUAUAAAAAAAUUUUCGAAAAGAUCGGAGUUCCAUUUGUUAUCGCUGAUGCAGAUUCAGGAAAUAUUGGAGGGACUAAAUCACACGAGUUUCAUUUUUUAUCUCCAGUUGGAGAAGAUUUGAUAUUAACUUGUCCUCAUUGUGGUUAUUCGGCAAAUGAAGAACGUGCACACGGACUUGUUUCUCCAACAAAACAAAUAUCUUCUCAUGUAAAUCAAAAGCAAACGGUUAACUUUGGGAUUGGCAACAAUAAUAGACUUAUAAUAAGCAUAUUAGAAUUCGGACGCGUUUUAAAUGUAUCCAAGCUAAAAGCUGCAAACUCUGAGAACUUUGAAAUUAUUCCAAUUAGAAAUGAUAAUGUAGAUAUAAAAGAUAUUCUAAAUAAUAACAAUUUCGAGGCUGUUGAUAUUUACGUUGACAAUACUUUUCAGAAAAAUUUAUCCGAUUUAAAGUCCAAUCAAUUAUUCAACAAAAUAAUUUCUGAAAUACAAUCUAUUGUAAAGCAUCCUACCAGUAUACAUCAUGGUGACUUUCAUAACACUUCUCCAGGUGAUGAAUGUCCUGUAUGUUCCAUAACCUCGGUUCUAAAUCAUUCUGAAAGUCUUUAUCCUCUUUUUGGUCAUCGUGCCAUUGAGGUUGGUCACACUUUUCUUUUAGGUACGAAAUAUUCAGAACCUUUAAGAGCUACAUUUGCACCUGAAAAUGUUGGAGAACUUAGGCCAAUUCAAAUGGGAUGUUACGGUCUUGGGAUUUCAAGGAUCCUUGCUGCAAUCAUCGAAACUUCACAUGAUGAGUAUGGUAUAAUUUGGCCAUCGUCCGUUGCACCUUAUAAAGUUUGUAUUAUUCCAAGCUCAGAUGAACCAACAAUACAGGAAUUAACGCGAAAUUUAUUCGACUUGUUAACUUCAACCAGCCAUGAAUUGAAUGGUGAAAUACUUAUCGAUGAUAGAACCAAUUUGUCUUUAGGUUACCGGAUAAAGGAUUCUGAGUUAGUUGGUUAUCCAUGGAUGAUGAUAUUAGGAAGGAGAUUUUUAGAUAGCGGAAGGGUUGAGGUACACGAAAGAAAAACAAGGCAAAGAAUUGAUUUAAAGUUUGAUGAAAUAGGAAAUUUUUUACUCAAAUCACAUGAUGUCGAUCUUUGUUAA